Molecule: messenger RNA, 1246 nt
Organism: Amborella trichopoda
Lineage: Eukaryota; Viridiplantae; Streptophyta; Magnoliopsida; Amborellales; Amborellaceae
Source: RefSeq, a predicted model, not a curated record
CUUGUAGGGAUUGCUCGUUUUAUGUGUUGCGAAAAUGGUGGCGGCCUUUUCUUUGACUGCAAAUACGAAACUUUACUCUCUUUGCCCUGCAGUUUAUUUUCUCUGUUUCAACAAAACCCUAGAGUUUCAGCCAUUAAAGGCUUUAGAGGAAACAGUAGGUAACUUCUCCAGCUAUAGAACCUUCUCCAUAGGAUCAAACAUGGCCAAUAAUGGCGAUAACCGGAGAGGAACUGGUUCUUCGAAAGAAGGGCAGGCCAUGGAUGAUGCGGUUUCUUUUAAGCUCUCUGAGACUUGCUGGCUCAAGGUUCAGCUUGGAGAUAUCACAAAGUGGUUUGUGGAUGGUGAAUCUGAUGCUAUUGUCAAUGCCGCCAACGAACAAAUGCUUGGAGGUGGUGGUGUAGAUGGAGCCAUACAUAGGGCUGCUGGCCCUGAAUUGAAGCAAGCUUGCUUGAAAGUUCCAGAAGUUCAACCUGGUGUUCGGUGCCCAACAGGACAAGCAAGAAUUACAGAAGCUUUUAAGUUGCCUGUGUCUCGUGUAAUUCACACUGUUGGACCAAUCUAUGACAGAGAUUAUCAUCCUCAAGCUUCUCUAAGAAGUGCAUACAGGAACUCUUUGAGGGUUGCUAAUGACAACCACAUUAAAUAUAUUGCAUUUCCUGCCAUAUCAUGUGGUGUGUACCGAUUUCCCAUUGACCAAGCUUCUGAAAUAGCAAUAUCCACAGUUAAAGAGUUUCACGGUGACCUAAAAGAGGUAACACCAAUGGCAAUAGAAAAUAGAAGCUAACUGGGAGAAAGAGUUCAACGAGGAAAUUACAUAAAGACAAAAAUAUGAAGGAGGUUCUUCAACAAAUUAGGGAGAGCAAUCAACAACUAGGAGGGAGCUUGAAAGAGGCUCAACAACUUCUACAAUUAUUCAUUACUCGUACUUCAAAACUGAAAGUUCAUCCUGCCACAAGGUCCCUUUAAUAAAAUCUUUCAGGCUUUCUUUUUAUCAAGAUAAAAAACACGACUUGUUUGGCAACUUAAUCUGGUCCCCACUCGUGGGGAAAGAAGCCUAACCAUACCCACCCCUAAAAUCCAAUCCUUGAGUUCUGAAAUGGUUGCUCCCAAUGCUUGAACAUAAACAUCCAAAAGCAUGAACACAAUGCCCAAAACAUGCAUUUAUUCUGCCAAAGUAAGCAUGUAUCCAAUGUCAGAAUUUAUAGAAAUAACAAAGUUACAGGAGUUGUGUGAUCAUUCUCCACAG